AUGACAGAAGAGAAUAGCAACGACCUAGCCUCUAGAAUUCUAGAGAGAGCUCAAAUGGCUCAAAUGACGCGUCAAUUGAAAUUAGGUUUAAGCCAAAUUCCAAAGAAUCAAAAUAAUAAUGAUGAUAAACUUAAUACUCUUAGUACCACAACAAUUUUGAAAAAUAACAAUAGCAAUAAUAAUAAUAACAGUAAUAAACGUGCUGGUGAUAAUAAUUUAUUAAAGAAAGAAACUUCACCAUUAAAGAAACAAACAACAAAUAUAACGAAUAAAACUAUUAUUAAUAAUAAUAACAAUAAUAAUAAGGAAAAAUUUCAUAAAAAUGAAAAUAAAAUUAUUGAACCUUCUUCACCAAAUACGUCUUCAACAAAUUCUCCAAUGAAAACCAUGCCUUCAACACCUGGUAGAUCAACAAAUUCAAAUAAUCAUAGAUUCCUUACAACUCCAAAUCAAAAAACUUCAAAGAGAAAUAAUAACAAUUCAACAAGUGACGAUACAGGUGCUGAUCUUUUAAUGUAUUUAGCUACAAGUCCAUAUACAAAACCAUCAACAUCGUCAUCAAUAAAUCAACAAAAAUUAAAUAAUUUGAUGAAAAUUCCAACAACUCCGUCAUCUUCAUCGUACCUUCACCAUAAUAAUGGUAACGAUGAAGCCAUACGAUUAUCAAAUAUGAAACCAUCACUUUCGUCACCUCAAUCAACUUUUAAAGUUCCUCAUUUAGUGGCUCAUAAUGGAACAUCAUCAUUAGCAUAUCAGGAUGUCCUAAUGGAAUCACCUUCACUUUAUAUGAAUUCUAUGCAUACAUCAAAUAAUGGAACAAGUCCACAAAAGAAAAAGGCAAAUUCUCAACAAUCACAAUCACAUGUACCAACAGUAGUACCGACAACACCAUCUCGUGAAUCAGCUACUACAAAUGGUUCAAAUAAUAACAGUAACGGAUCAAAUAUAAAUCAAAGAGAUCAAUUAGGUCUACCUUCAACAAAUAAUUCACAAUCUACCAAUAAUAACAACUCGACUACCUUCAAUAACUUGAAUUUGUUAAAGACGCCUAAUUUUAAUAUGGGAGACUAUAUUCACAAUUUAUUUAGUCCCUCUCCAAAUGUAUCCACUAGUCAGGCAAGCCAAUUUAAUAACGUAUCCGUAAGCUUAAAUAAAACGGGAAUGGUAAGUGAAUCAGCAAGCGACGCAUUCAAUGGUUUGCUGGCAGCAUCUUCAAACAAACAACAACAAUCAAUUGCGGCAACAACAUCCGCUUCAGCAUUAUUAGAUAAAACUAAUCGCGAUCUAUAA
This is a messenger RNA of Maudiozyma saulgeensis, 1290 nucleotides long. The record is from the annotation of a GenBank genome assembly. NCBI's taxonomy places the organism in Eukaryota, Fungi, Ascomycota, Saccharomycetes, Saccharomycetales, Saccharomycetaceae.